Colletotrichum destructivum is the source of this 870-nucleotide messenger RNA. RefSeq lists its product as uncharacterized. The transcript has a single exon. Lineage: Eukaryota; Fungi; Ascomycota; Sordariomycetes; Glomerellales; Glomerellaceae. The record is from RefSeq and is a predicted model, not a curated record. Bases 382 to 870 code for a protein of 162 amino acids.
GCCUGCGCGGCGAUCGUCUUCGACUGGCCUCGGGUAUGAUCCCAGAAACGUCCUCUUGGUAAAUCUUGGUCAGCAGCAGGAGCAGCGGGUGAGCACGUUGCCUGCCCUCGUUUGGCGGCCGCGGGCCUAUGGGCCUAUGGGCCCUUGGACACCCCCCCCCGGUCGUGUCGAUCUCAUAGAAAAUCCCACGCGUCCGGACGCGGAAACGGCUGACCCAGCCAUGACGGGCGAUGAUGUCGUUGCAGCCGGCACCUGGUCGCCGAACUUCAGGAGACCAUGUUCGUGGACAUCCGACACAUGAGGCGGCUUGUCUACCGCUGCCUCGGAUACGAUACACGUCGACGAUGGUCAGGCAACGGGGUCUCGGGGCUGCGAUGACAUAUGGGAGUGCCACCGUCUACAUCACCAACUACGUAUGCGUUCUCGGUUUACCCUCACGUCAAAACACCCCCGCGAACGCUUGGCUCUUGCGGAGGACAUGCCAUCCGGAAACCCCUUCGCUGUCAAGCCUCCCCCCCCCGGAACUCUAAUGUCACAACGAUGGCGGCCAGCCGCCUCUGCAACUUGCAACGUCCCGUGUGCACGCUGCUUGGCGCAUGCAUGACUGACCUGAAGCACGAGCGGUGUCACGGACGAGCCAGCCGACUGAUGUGCGCGUUUGGUACCGGGACGGGCUGUGCUUCAGGGCAUCGGCCAUCAAUGCUAGACACAUUUCCUUCAUCCGGAUUAUCGGCCCUCUCUCUCCCUCUCUCUCACUUACAUAUCUCUUACAUAUCUCUCUCUUACACAAAAAUACAUACUCUGCUUUGGUAUUGCUGCCGAUCAUCCACAGUCAUCCACCGGGUGACGAGUGUACAUGACUUGUGUUAG